ACUGACAACUGUUACUAAGUUGAACAUCCAAGGCCGAACCCUAAUAUUACUUGUAUCUUCUUCACUCAUAUCGUUACCAGGGCGGCCAAAACCCAUUUCAACUCUUAGCAGCCUGUCUUUGUAAGAAUGGUGAGAGUCAGUGUCCUGAAUGAUGCUCUUAAGAGCAUGUAUAAUGCUGAGAAGAGGGGAAAGAGACAAGUCAUGAUCAGACCUUCUUCAAAGGUUGUUAUCAAGUUUCUUCUGGUCAUGCAGAAGCAUGGUUAUAUUGGCGAAUUUGAGUUCGUUGAUGAUCACAGAUCUGGAAAAAUUGUGGUUGAACUGAAUGGCAGGUUGAACAAGUGUGGGGUUAUUAGCCCUCGUUUCGAUGUUGGAGUCAAAGAGAUCGAGUCCUGGACUGCCAGAUUACUUCCCUCGAGACAGUUUGGAUACAUUGUUCUUACGACAUCUGCGGGCAUCAUGGAUCAUGAAGAGGCUAGGAGAAAAUAUGUUGGUGGAAAAGUUCUUGGUUUCUUUUACUAGGGAGAACAUUUUCAACUUCUUUUUCGGAAAUUUUGGGUAAUGCCAAAGGUUGUUAAAUGGCUGAACCUCCACAGUCAAACUUUAAAGUUUUUAUGUUUUGAUUUCUGCUUUUGUUGAAGAGCUUUAGUUUAACACAUGAUAAGAUUUCAGUUAUCAUUCUUGUAUCUUUACUCAAGUCGGUAUCUUGAAUUUUGGGAAAACCUUUUCAGUUUCCUUUGUUAUA
This is a messenger RNA of Pistacia vera, 742 nucleotides long. RefSeq names its product 40S ribosomal protein S15a-1-like. Gene Ontology annotation, cellular component: cytosolic small ribosomal subunit; ribosome. NCBI's taxonomy places the organism in Eukaryota, Viridiplantae, Streptophyta, Magnoliopsida, Sapindales, Anacardiaceae. The transcript is spliced from 4 exons. Gene Ontology annotation, biological process: translation. The record is from RefSeq and is a predicted model, not a curated record. Gene Ontology annotation, molecular function: structural constituent of ribosome. The coding region runs from base 127 to 519 and encodes 130 amino acids.